Symphalangus syndactylus (siamang) is the source of this 3426-nucleotide messenger RNA. RefSeq names its product HUWE1 associated protein modifying stress responses (gene HAPSTR1). NCBI's taxonomy places the organism in Eukaryota, Metazoa, Chordata, Mammalia, Primates, Hylobatidae. The record is from RefSeq and is a predicted model, not a curated record.
CGCAGAGCCGUCCUCGGUGGCGGCGACGACGGCGACGUUGCUCAGUCUUGGUGUGGGCUCGGCGGUGCGGGGCGAGCUGCGUGGAGGGCUCGGCGGUCACCGGCGGCGGCGGCAGUGGGGAGGCCGCAGCGCCAUGGGGGGGCGUUAGGCUGCGGCGGGUGAGGCGAGGGGCGGCAGCGGUCAUCUGGUCCGCGGCGACCUUCGGCCGGGCCCCGGGGUGGGAAGGCCUGGGGCGGGGGUCGUCCCUGGUUGCAGGGGGCCGCGGGGCGGGGCUCGCCGGCUGUCGGGGUGCAGGAGGCCUGGGCCGCUGAAAGGAGGAGGCGCCGCCAGCCGCCAGGCCCUGCCGCUGGGCCGCUUGACGACGACGCUCCCGCGGGGGCCCCGCCUGAGGAGGACGCGGCGGCGGUGGCGGCGAGGCCGCGGGAGGCCGCGGAGGAUGGAGGAGCGGAAGGAGGAGGGCGAGGCCGAGAUCCAGGAGCACGGACCCGAGCACUGGUUCUCCAAGUGGGAGCGGCAGUGCCUGGCCGAAGCCGAGCAGGACGAGCAGCUGCCCCCCGAGCUGCAGGAGGAGGCGGCGGCCGCCGCGCAGCCCGAGCACAAGCAGCAGAAGCUGUGGCACCUCUUCCAGAACUCGGCCACCGCCGUGGCCCAGCUCUACAAAGACCGAGUGUGUCAGCAGCCAGGACUUUCUCUCUGGGUCCCCUUCCAAAACGCAGCCACCGCCGUCACCAACCUCUACAAAGAAAGCGUGGAUACCCAUCAACGAAGUUUUGAUAUUGGAAUUCAGAUUGGCUAUCAGCGACGCAAUAAGGAUGUGUUGGCUUGGGUUAAAAAACGCAGAAGAACUAUUCGUCGAGAAGAUUUGAUCAGCUUCCUGUGUGGAAAAGUUCCUCCACCACGAAACUCUAGAGCUCCCCCAAGACUGACUGUAGUGUCCCCUAACCGAGCUACUUCAACGGAAACUAGCUCAUCUGUAGAGACUGAUUUGCAACCCUUCCGGGAAGCCAUAGCUCUGCAUGGUCUUAGUGGUGCAAUGGCUAGUAUAAGCGUGCGUUCGAGUACCCCAGGCUCUCCUACACAUGUAAGCAGUGGAUCGAAUGCUAGUCGAAGGAGAAAUGGACUCCAUGAUGUCGAUUUGAACACUUUCAUAUCAGAAGAAAUGGCACUCCACUUGGACAAUGGUGGAACUAGAAAGCGUACCUCAGCCCAGUGUGGCGAUGUCAUUACAGACUCACCAACCCAUAAACGCAACAGAAUGAUCUAAACUGCAAACAUUUUCACACCCACCAUGCUGCUUGAAAGCCACUUGAUCCUCAACAUAUACUGUAAUUGCAAAGGAAACAUGAGGCCAUCUUCCCUUGUUCACUGUUUAAGACAAGUGAAUUCUAUAGUGGUUGCCAUAAAAGGAAGUUCUAGGUAUUUAUAUAGUAGAUGCCUCUUGUAAUUAUGGCUUUCUUAAAACUAUAAUCCUAGCAGAGGACAUCAGAUAUUGUGUAGUCGUUAGCAAGAUCAUCAUAGGCAAACAUAUAUCCGUUCCAAGGCUAAAAGUGACCUUAACUGUAUUUAUUCUCAAAGGGAAAGGAAAUAUCAGAUGUUUAUUUGGUUAUAGAAUGCUUUUUUCUUUUUUUGAGGGUCCAUUUCCUGCUGUGUUGAGUAUUUUGCUUCAGCAGUAUUGCCAGGUUCCUAAAAUUGUCUAAAAACAUGAUUUGGCUUCCAUUUUUGCAGCUGCACUGUACCAUGCACCUGGUUUCUAUAUAGUAACAGUGUGCAAUUCUAAUUAUUGGACUGUGCCCUGUUUUUAGUUUUCAAAGCAGUUUCUAAUUCUGGUGAUUGUGUGAUGUAAAGAGGUGCUAUGAUGGUCAUGCAAUUAAUACUAAAUAUUGAAUCAAUGCACAGAGCUUUAUUGGAUUCACUUUGUGUGUGUUAGUGCUCUAAAGUAGCAAUAUUAUUAUUAAACUGCCCCCAGAUUAACCCUGUAGGCCUAAAGUACUCAGUUUUAAGACAAACACUACUUCCCAUGCAGGGUACUUUCCUUAUGGUAAAUGUAAACAUGUAGACUGCAUUCGAGGUGACCUAAAGUAGAGCGGUCAUGAACUUUGAGAAUGGGCUUCCUUUUUGGUUCAGUAUUAGAGGGAGAGGGAGAUGGAUGGUGGGGUAGGUUUUCUAGUCUAUCAUUUUACAUUUUUCAUGGAGUCCCUGCUUAGUGCAGUUUCCAUUGGAAUGGGUGGGAGACGACAAAGCUCUCUUUUAUCUGCUAAUAAUGUGAUUGCAACUUAAAAUAGCAAAACCCAACUCUCCCUGUCCCUCCAAUCCCUCUCCUAAAAAGUUGAGUUUGGAAUCCCAUUCUGGAAAAGAUGGAAUCGCAUGGAGAUUCUCUAGCUGUUAGGUAGACCUAAAUAAAAGUUCUCAAUAGAUUCCUCUUUUGAGUAAAUAUAAGACCUCUUGUAGCUACAAUGUUUUAGAGCAUGUUUCAUCUUCAUUUUUAAUAUCCUGAACUGAAUGAUAGUGUUUUUUUAGAUGAAGAACUGAUGUCAGCCUGCCAGGUACUGUAAUUUAUUCUAUCAUAUUAUUAUAUUAUAUAUCAAGUAGGACAGUGAAAAAUGUUUCCUUGCAAACUUGUAGUCCAGUAUCAGUUACUUCCUAUUUUUAUCCUUAGAAGACCAUUGCAAAUCAGUGUAAGGGUUUUUCCAGUAAUUACUCACAGCACUUUGUUAAAGUUUGCAAUUUCUUCAGCCAUUUAAUAAUACCUUUCUGUGAAGAAACUUUGCUGAGUUAACCAUAAAUAUUCAUUCAUUGACUGGGUGGGAUGUGAAUGGAAUGUUAGAAAUGUUGUGUGAAUUGAAGUUCUGUAUUCAUUAUAGAUGUAGCCCUUAUUUAAAAAAGUGAAUUCCAUACUAAAACUAGGAAUGAAAGAUAUUUCUAAAUUUUUGCAAAAGUGGAUCAUUUUUUGUUUGACUAUAAUAGCAGGAAGAAUUAUAGCAAUCUGUCAUAUUACGUUAGACAAGCCUAUAUGUAUUAUGAAUACUUUCAAGCUUCCCUUUGGAAUAUACAAGACAUGCAUUUGGAGUUACCUUUGUUUUUCUAUCGUUGUAAAUUUAGAUUCUGGAAUUGGGGUUUGGUGGUGCAAUGUGUUGCUCACAAGUGGCCAGAACUCCUAUUCCUAAAAGGAUUUUGAGAUGGAGGAACACAUAUUUAAUUCCCCUUUAUGCCUUGGUUCUCGUUCCUCUUUCCACGUUGGAUAACAAUUUUUUGGUUGUUUUGUUUAAGUUGGUGCUCUGAAGCUUAAUCUCAGUACCCUUUACUCUGAAUUGUCAAAUUUUGAUAAAACAUGUGCCAUUUUCUUUGGUAAGAGAAAGCAGGUCUUAAUGUCUGCCAGAACACAAUUUAUAUGCCUUAUUGGCUUCAUUAAACUUUUACAAAACUUUA